AUGUCAGAAAAAUCAAUGUCUGGUAUUCGUACUCCUUAUCUUCGCGUUCUUGGUAUUCAGACUGAAAUGAGUGGGCCAGGCCGUGCUGGAAAGUUCACUUUUACUCCAGAAGAGCAACGUAUUUUCAGGUUAGAAAUUUUUAUCUUAAAUUUUUUCGUUCUUUCUAUUACUAAAAGUUGGUACAAGUAUAGAAUUACUAUGAAAAAUAUAGUUCUUUAUGGUUUCUCAAAUUUCAAGGUUUUUAUUGGUUUAAAUACUUGUUUUAUUGUUUUCUUCUUUUUUGUUUUAUAG
Molecule: messenger RNA, 291 nt
Organism: Dracunculus medinensis (Guinea worm)
Lineage: Eukaryota; Metazoa; Nematoda; Chromadorea; Rhabditida; Dracunculidae
Source: the annotation of a GenBank genome assembly